AGGUUAAAGAUGGCCGCGACUGGACAGGCGGUUACUCCGAGUGGAAGGCACUACGCAUUGACACUUUAUCUGGGAUUUUAAUAAACUACAUAUGAUAAUUAUUUUCAUGUUCCAGUAAUAGGUUGCCUCAGCGUUCAAGGUUCUGAUUGUUCAUGAUGGCGACGGGCGGCACACCAUUUGAAGAUGGCACAGAUGAGCAGGAGCUGCACAACUGGAGCAUCUCCAAUGGAAGCUUAGAUGACCGACUCAACAAUAUGGAUCGGGGAGUGCAGCAGAAGAAGGCAAACCGCUCCUCUGAGAAGAACAGGAAGAAGUUCUCUGCUAUGUCAGAGAGCCGGCUAACCAAUGACAUUUCUCCGGAGUCCACGCCUGGAGCAGGACGACAGAGGGCACGCACACCCCAUUCCUUCCCUCAUGUGAAGUACAGCACUCAAAUGUCUGUGCCAGACCAGGCUGAGCUCGACAGACUCCGGCAGGUGAUAAACUUCACAGAUCUAGAUGAGAGAAGUAUUGGCAGUGACUCUCAAGGCCGUGUCACUGCAGCCAACAAUCAGAGACAGCUGUCAACUGAGGCCAAGAAACCAUUCAACUUCCUGCCAAUUCACCUCAACACUAACAAAAGCAAAGAGCCCACUGCAUCCACCUCUUCUACACCUGGGGGCAAGGAACCCAAGAAACAGAGUCCUGGGAAAGAGCUGUUUGCCCCAGUGCCAGCAGUGGUUAAAGAGCCUUUUAGUCUAGACAGUGCCCUACAGUUUGGAUUGGAGGAUGAAAAAGCAGAGCUUAGCAUUGACAGCAGUCAGGUGGUCAGCAAACUGGUGCAAAUUCGUGAAUACAUCGGGAAGGCCACAUCCAUGAGAGACGACCUGGUGGAAAAGAACGAUGUGCCUGCAAAUGUGGAACGUCUCUCUCUCCUUAUCACUCACCUGAAAGAACAGGAGAAGUCUUACCUGCGUUUUCUUCAGAAGAUGUUGGCGAGGGAAAAUGAGGAUGAGGAUGAUGAUGAAGGUGCCACAGUGGACUCUGCGGUGGGUUCAGGCUCAGUGGCCGAGAGCACGUCUCUGAACCUGGAGCCACGCUCUGAAGCCUCCAGUGCCACUGGCCAUGGUGUGUGUGGAGAACAGAAAGAAGAGCUGGAGAACAUGAGAAAGCAGCAUGAUCUACUAAAAAAGAUGCUAGAACAGCAGGAACAACUCAGAGCACUACAAGGCCGUCAGGCGGCACUGCUGGCCAUGCAGCAAAGUGCUGAACAAGCAAUAGCAGUGAUGGAUGACACUGUUGUUACAGAGACUACUGGAAGUGUGUCUGGAAGGAGCAUUACCUCAGAGCUCAAUGAUGAACUCAACGAUCUUAUCCAGCGCUUUCAUAACCAACUGCAUGAUUCUCAGUCUCAGACGGUCCCUGACAACCGACGACAGGCAGAAUGUCUCUCUCUUUCAAGAGAGGUGUGCCGAUCACGCACUACCCAUAAUUCCAGGAGUCAGUUGCCCUCCUCUGCCCCACUAACUACUGCAUCAACAUCCUCCAGCACUAAACACACCAAACUGCUGGAACUACAGGACAAAAAGCAGACCAUGGACAAGAUCCUUCAGGAACUCCACUCCCUUAGAGACCAGACCCUUAACAACAGUUCAUGUCAGAGUGUCAGUCAGCGUGGUACACACAUGGGCAUGUCAGAGCGUCCCUAUGUAUUGGGUAGAGAGGGAAAUGGACCACGUCCAGUGAGGCAGGACUCUUCCUCAUCUUACACGCAUAUAGAUGAUAACCACCCUGCUGAUAAACUCAGGAAACUUAAGGAGGUGCACAAACGUUUGAAUGAACUAAGAGAGCUUGUUCAGUAUUAUGAACAGACAUCAGAUAUGGUGGUGGACACAGUAAAUGAGAAUGUGAAGGAAGAUGAUGAUGAAACAGAGGACGGUUCACUUUUUGAGGCCAUGUUUGAUUCAGAGCAGGAGAACCAUGAACCAGUCACUAACAUCAGGUACAGAGUAGUCACUUCAAUACAAAAAUUUCGGUCUUUGAAUAAAUUUAUUAACCUAAAAUUAAAAACAAGCUGUGCUGACAAAACUAUCAACCUAUUAACUAUUUAUUUUAUUUUCAUUAUCACUUUAGAAUGCCAAUUCAAUCGGGACAGGCCUUGUGAUGGUGUUAAAGAUGAGGGUGAUGAUGAGGCACUGGAGGAAGAUGAUGGGGCAAGAGGAGGCAGAGACUGUGACGGUUCAGGCUCCAGUCGUAGAAGCAGUCUAGGUGGUGACACAGAUUAUGCUCAGAAAGUUCGUCGUCUUCAAACAGCCAAACAGAAACUCCGACAACUCCAAGAACUGGUGGCCAUGGUGCAGAGUGAUGAUACAGAUGGUACUACAGCUAAUGAGGAUGAGGGUUUGCAGGAACAACCCAAUAACACCCGAGCAACAGCUCCCAAAAGCCAGAGAGACAUCGCCCUCUCUGAAAAGACCAGAGAGAAAUUAUAUGAGGAGAAACUCAAGCAGCAGCAGCAGGAACUUAAGCAUCUACAUGAAGAGAGACGGAGACUGAUGGAGAUUCAGGGCAAGAUACAGGACUUACAAUGGGCUUGUCCUGACCUGCAGUCGUCUGUGAGCAGUAGUGUCAGUGGACAGAUGAGGAAGAUUCCUGCAGCAGCCUCUACUCCUGCUCCUGUACCGUUACACUCCUCUUCCUCCGCUAAAGCCAACACAAGUGGCCUCAAACCCACCACUGAACCUCCUCCAGUUACUGUCACUGACAAUGAGCUGUGGUCGGAGAUGCGAAGGCAUCAGAUGUUGCGUGAGGAGUUGAGACAGAGGCGGAAGCAUUUGGAGAGUCUGAUGGCAGAACAGCAGAGGAGAAGCACACUCAACGAUUCUUCAUUCAGGAGUGACACACAUGAGACCCAGUCCUACAGCCGUGAUGAAAGAACCGUGGCCACCUGGGGUGGUUCGACACAGUGUCCCCUUGGUGAUGAUGAUGAUUACUCCUCUGAGGUGGGGGCUGAGGAAGAUGACGAUGAUGAACAUGAUGAGGGAGAGGAGUCCAGUUCCACCGAUGAGCUGCAUGCUUGCUCCAUUCAAAAACAACGCAACUACAGCAGGAAUAACAGAGAUGGUCUGAAAGUUCACAGGGAAAUUAAUGGGAGUCCUUCCCCCCGUGGAUCAAGGGGUCGCCCUCAUCAGCAGCCGCAAACUGAAAGAGGUAGUUCCAGUAGAGCCAAGCGGCAAGAGAACCUGCGAUGGGCGGCUGAUCUGUCUCUCUCUGAGGACGCUGCACCAACACACUGGCAGGAACAGAUCACACACCUCCAGAAACAGCUCAACUUCAGCACUACCAUGUGCCAAACCUUGCUACAGGAUCAACAGACUCUUUCAUACAUGCUGCAGGCUCUACUCACAGACCCCUAUGGUGUUGUAUCCAAUAAUGGGACCUCUCAAAUCCCUCUUAUCAUGCACCAACUAAACCAGUGUUACACACAGCUGGCUUGGCAGCAGAACAAUGUCAAUCGGUUGAAACAGGUUCUGAAUGAUCUGUUACGGCAGCAGCAGAGUCAGUCAUUGUCAGGACAACAGCAACAUCAAAAUUUUGGCCAUGAUUCUGCAUCAUCUUCUCUGUUCGUAAACUAUCCUCCUGUGAAUACACUCAAUAUGCCUGGACUCCCAAACUUCUCCAGUUUCCCAAAUGGCUUUAAUUUCAGUCCCAUAUUUCCCUCUUCAGUAGGAGAUUUUCAGCAGAACCAGGCCAGUUCAGAUAAACGGCAUGAUCCAAACAUAUCCCUCAAAACGGAAUACAUGAGUUUCCCCCCUCCACUACAGAGAUCUCCAUUGAAUAAUGCAAAGAAACGGUUUCAGUCUCAACCUGACAAUGUGCCCGAUGCUAACAACUCUAGCUGGUUAAACUCCUCUCUGAAUCGCUCUGGUCAGAGAACCACCCUCACCUCUGACCAUCAAAGUCAAAUAGAGCAGAACUCCCCUUCCUCCUCUCCUGUCCCUCACCCUUCCACUUCCCGGGAUCUUUCUUACAUACCUGACUCCCAGGAGUCUAUAAGCAGCCUUCCAGACAGGGCAGAUCCAACCAUUGUCACCAAGACUUUCAGAGCAGGACGUAAGGCUGCAGCACAGGCCAGCCUGGCUUCUAGAGACAAGACCCCCAACACAAAGAGCCGCCGCAGGAGAGGCAGGGGACAAAAGGUCACAGCAUCUGUGGACAGUGACAGUGCUUCGAGUGACUCUCACUUUGAUCAGGACAGAGAGCGCUCCUCUCAGGUCAGACACAAAGAUCUCAACCAGGGUCUGCUAGACAAACUCACACAGGAAAAAUUGGACAGCAAGACCAAGAACAGCAAGCCAAAUGACCUAUCAUCUGCAUAUGCUUGGAGAACACCUUUUCUCUCUAACAGAAUUGCAUGCACUGAAGUCCCAGAUGUGAGCAGUGAUUUCUCUCUGUUUGAGGCCCUGAGAGAGACGAUCUACUCUGAGGUAGCAACGCUGAUCUCUCAGAAUGAGUCUCGCCCUCACUUCCUCAUCGAACUUUUCCAUGAGCUUCAGCUGCUCAAUACAGACUACCUUCGCCAGAGGGCCCUCUACUCACUACAGGAUAUUGUAACGAGGCACCUGACUGAGAAGAGCGUGGCAGAUGAGCAGGCAUCUUCUUUGGGUCCAACUGUAUGGGCCACAGGCUCCCAGUCAGAGCUCACACCUAGUGAGAGCUUGGUUACCAGCGACAAUGAUACAUCUGAGAAGAUUGUAACAGUUAAGUCCAACUCUGUAUUAAAGAGGGUAGCAGAUAGAGACUCGAUGGACAACGAGAGCCUGCUGUCCACCUCUUCCAACCUUGAACCCUUUGCUAGUGAUGACCUGGGUAACACAGUAAUUCAUUUAGAUAAGGCAUUGGCCAGGAUGAGGGAGUAUGAGCGCAUGAAGCUGAGGGCUGAGUGUAGCGCAGAUAACCCUGAGCACAGCCCUGGUGCUGCUGCUGGUGCCGCCUCAGCACUCACUCAAGGUGCAGGACAUUCAUCUACAGAUGCACAUUGUCCUCAGAUUGACACACAACAGCUUGACAGACAGAUCAAAGCUAUCAUGACAGAAGUUAUUCCUUUCCUAAAGGAGCAUGUUGGGGAGGUGUGUUCACACCAGCUGCUCACAUCUGUGAGACGCAUGGUGCUCAAACUCACUCGGCAAAAUGACGAAAGCAAAGAGUUUGUUCGGUUCUUCCACCGACAGCUGGGCGGCAUCCUGCAGGACUCCUUGAGUAAGUUUGUUGGGCGGACGCUGCAAGACUGCGGUGAGGACCUGCUAGUAGAGAUCUCUGAGAUCCUCUUUAAUGAGCUUGCCUUCUUCAGACUGAUGCAGGAUUUAGAUCAGAACACCUCCAAAAGCAAACACCGAACCAAGAGGCGCUCUGAUCUAACAUCUCCAAAACACUCACCUCACACUGAGGAGGCGAGAACUCUAGAGAGAGAAAAUACAUUCUCCCCAUCAUAUUUUGAUGAAGACAGAGAUCAUGAUCAGGAUGAGACUGAGCAGGGUGGGAUGAGGGAAGAGGACAAGGAGAAAGAUGCACAGAGCAGUGAAGCAUCUGAGGUGGAAGAAGAGGAGGGAGAAGGGCUGCCUCUUUCUAUAAGUCUGUCUAAAGCAGAGACACAGGCUCUAUGCAACUACGGCAGUGGAGAAGAUGAAAAUGAAGUGGAGGAGAUGGAGGAGUUUGAGGCUGGACCUGUUGAGGUGCAAACAUCAUUACAAGCCAGCAUGGACAACACUAGUGAACACAGCCAGGGCUCUGCCUUACGAAACGAAGCCCCCCAGGAAACCAAAUCAGACAUAGAAAACUCAGAAAGCAGCCAAUUGAUAAACAUUAAAUCUGAGUCCAAAGACAUGUUUCAGCCUCCAGAGGAGGGCAGAGAGGAGGCAAAAACUGGUUCGGGAGAUGAAAGACGGGAGGAGGAGGAGGAGGACUGUACUGUUUCUCCAGCCCAGGAAACUCCACAGAGCUCAGAUACAGCCAGUCCUGACACAGAGUCUCCAGUCAUGAUCAACACUGAUGAGGCUGGAUCUGGAAAUACCAGCCAGAGAUCAGAUGAGGAAGAUUUUGUGAAGGUUGAGGAUCUUCCUCUUCAAAUGUCUGUUCUUUGUGAGGAAGAGCUUUGUAAGAGGAUCUCAGAAGAGCAGCAGAAUAAUAACUUAACAGCUGAAAUUCUGAAUGGAAAUAAAGAAGAGAUUACAGGAUUGGUGGGAAAUGCUCAAGCACUCAAAGAGCCUGAAACCAUUGGAGCUCAGAGUGCAUGAUAAUGGUAUUUUGAUCCAUCUUACACUGCAAAUCAUCAUUCAUGCAACAUUACUGUAUAAUGAGCUCAAUACCUUAAGAUUCCUUGGAAACAACAGCUAAGUCUUGGUGAAUUAGCCUGUCAGCAUGUGUGAUCUAACAGUUCAAGAGACGUUAAAGAAGUCUCUCUACACUUGUAAUCGUUUUAUUUGGAUUGUUUUAUGAAGAAUGUAGGAGAGAUGUUUUGAAGGGGCUCUGUCUUUAAGCCUGCAAGUACUUUUUCUGUGUUUCUUUGUUCAGCCAGAACUCUCAGUAAACGCUCCUUCAAAUGCUUCGGUUUAAGAGAUGCAAAUCAUUUUUGUGUUCCUAUGUUUGGCAUGGUUUGGCUUUUGUAUUUGCAUUUCUUUCUAGGAUUCCUUCCCAGACCGCUAUGAUUAUUUGCCAAUGCAAUACAUAAAGGACAAGAGAUGUUUUUUUUUUUUUUGAUUCAGGACAAAACUUAAGCACAUUUUGAAAAAAAACAAAACAAAAUCCCUAUUUAAAUUUAUUUUACUUGACCCAGAAUACAUAAUGAAAUGUGUAAUGGAUAGAGCAGAAUCGCAUAUUAGCACUGGUACAUUGUCCUGUCCUUUCUUAUUGCUCUUUUAAAUGUUUUCUCUUGCUUUUAAUUUUUGCUUUUUUAAGGCAUGUUGGCCAAUGCUUGGGUUCUCACCCCAUUUCAUCUCAUGUAAUUCGCCAAUGUUUAGAUUAUUAAAAUAAAACAUUGAUUUUUACCACUUCCUGCAGUGAUUGCUCUCUUUAUCCCAUUUGCACAAAACCUGCUUUGGUAAGUGUUUAUUUUGCAAACUGUUGACUGAUUUCCACAAGUAUUGUAUCUCCAUGAUUUAUUGAUGUUAUUUGUGCAAAUUUGUUUAUUGCUUUAUGUACAUUCAUUUCUUUCGGUUGAUAAUUUUUCCCUCAUGCAUUUGUUAGUUAACAGCGCUGAUGAGGUUAAAUAAAGUUAUGAGGCACCAGUAGUGUUGAUUAUCAAGUUGUUCCACUGUGCAUAUUUCUGUAUGUUA
Messenger RNA from Sinocyclocheilus anshuiensis, 7310 nucleotides. It is a transcript of the gene pcm1, whose product is annotated as pericentriolar material 1. Gene Ontology annotation, cellular component: ciliary basal body; centrosome; centriolar satellite. The record is from RefSeq and is a predicted model, not a curated record. Gene Ontology annotation, biological process: protein localization to centrosome; non-motile cilium assembly; microtubule anchoring at centrosome. The transcript has 39 exons. Lineage: Eukaryota; Metazoa; Chordata; Actinopteri; Cypriniformes; Cyprinidae. The coding region runs from base 153 to 6272 and encodes 2039 amino acids.